Molecule: messenger RNA, 981 nt
Organism: Dermatophagoides pteronyssinus (European house dust mite)
Lineage: Eukaryota; Metazoa; Arthropoda; Arachnida; Sarcoptiformes; Pyroglyphidae
Source: RefSeq, a predicted model, not a curated record
AUUACAUCAUUGUUUCAUCAAUAAUAAUAAUCAUCUUUUUAUACUAAAAAUAAUCACAAAUAUAUUCAUCACUGAAACAAAAAAAAAUGAUGCAUCCAAAUCUAAAUUAUUUACCUACGCCUCAAUUAUUUUGGGCAAUCAUAAUUGUAACAACAAUAUUGUCGUUACAUACAAACAAUAUAUUACUAGUCGAUGCAACCAUGGGCAUGCUGCCAUUUAAUAUAAAAAUUUCAUCAUCCGGUAGCGGUGGUGGUGGUGGAAGUAAAUGCUGUUAUGGUGGCGAAAGUGAUUAUAUGAUGAGCGGUAGUGGUGGUCAUGUAAUUGAAGCAUUCGAUGAUGGUACACCAUUAAGUUUUUAUCGUCAACAAGUUAGAAAACUUUAUGGUGGUGGUGGUGGAGGAGGAUACAGUAAAGGUAGUAUUGGUGCAUAUAUGAAAGGAGGUAAAGGUGGUGGUGGCUAUUCGAUGCCAAAAAAUAAAAUGCCCUCAUAUCAACAAUUAUUUAAAAACAGUCUUAAAUAUCCAAAUAUUAUGAUGGGCGGUGGAUUCAUGAAAGGUGAUUCAUUUGGUCCAAUGGGUGAACAUACGAGUACCAAAUGGAGAGGGUAUGGUCGUAGCCUAUUGAAACAGAUAAAAGAAUCGGGUGGUUAUAAUGAUGGUAAUGACAAAUUGACAAAUGUUCAUGUUAUACCAAGUGGUGCAAAUGAUGAAUAUAAUGAUUCAUAUUUGACAAUGAUUGCCGAUUCAAUUAAACAUGAAGCAUUGCAAAAUUAUUAAAAAAAUGUUUUUGUUUUUGUUAUAUGAACACUAUACUGUACUUUGGAUAUUUUUUUUUGGACUGGAUUCCAAUCGAUUCAGAUUUUGCCAACAAUUUUUAUUAUUAUUAUUCUUUUUGUUCAUUUUUUUUAAUUUACACUUUUCUCACUUGUUCAUUAUAAUGUUUUCAUCAUUAUCAUUCUGAAACACUUCCACACACACACAC